Molecule: messenger RNA, 665 nt
Organism: Pocillopora meandrina
Lineage: Eukaryota; Metazoa; Cnidaria; Anthozoa; Scleractinia; Pocilloporidae
Source: the annotation of a GenBank genome assembly
AGGAUUUUAAGGACACCAGUCAAUUAUCUUCUAAUGAAUCUCGCCAUAAGUGAUUUGAUGAUCGUGAUAUCCUUCACUCCUAGACAUAUACUAGAAGGGCUAUAUCAUUAUCCUCGAGGUUUGCAAGGAACCCUCUUAUGUAAAACAGUAACUUCUGACACAUUCACUUGGGUUGGAGCGGUGUCUUCAGCGACAACUUUGGUAGUAUUGGCCUACGAGCGAUACGCUGCCAUAACCUUCCCUCUUGGAACACGAUCAAAGCUAAGCUGCAGAAAACUAAAGAUUUUAGUUGGCCUCGGCUGGUUUUUUUCCGUUAUCUUCAACAUCCCACUGUUUUACGUCAGAAGCCUCAACCAACAGCGUGGAAUUUGCGAAAGCCAUUGGCCAAAUGUGACAUUGGCAAAAAGUUAUAAUAUCGCUUGGUUAGUUUUGAUUGGAAUAACACCGUUCUGCUUUAUGGCAAUUUUCUACGGGAAGGUUAUACUGCAUUUAAGACGAGAAAUAUUACCGAGGCAACAUGGAUCAUUAGCCACAAUGAGAUCGAGACAGAAAGUCACCAAAAUGCUUUUGACAAUAAAAAUAAUCUACGCCUUUCCCUUUAUCCCAACCUGAUUCUUUAUGUUGUGUGGUACUAUGCAUUAGAAGCAGAAAUAAUGUACACGAUA